This is a messenger RNA of Pseudophryne corroboree (corroboree frog), 918 nucleotides long. Its product is annotated as olfactory receptor 10AG1-like. Gene Ontology annotation, biological process: G protein-coupled receptor signaling pathway. Gene Ontology annotation, cellular component: membrane. The coding region runs from base 1 to 918 and encodes 305 amino acids. The record is from RefSeq and is a predicted model, not a curated record. The transcript has a single exon. Gene Ontology annotation, molecular function: olfactory receptor activity; G protein-coupled receptor activity. Lineage: Eukaryota; Metazoa; Chordata; Amphibia; Anura; Myobatrachidae.
AUGGUGAAGGAUCUGUUUAUUGUGGGGUUUGGCAAUCUCCAUCAAAUGAAGAUUUUUGUUUUUGCUCUAAUUCUUAUGGUUUACCUUACCAUUAUUAUUGGAAAUGUUUUUGUCAUUUGUUUGAUCAUUAUCAGUCCAAAACUCCAUACUCCAAUGUACUUCUUUCUCUGUAAUUUGUCUACAUGUGAAAAAAAAAUUUCCUCCAUAAUUAUACCAAGCAUACUCAAUACCGUAUGGUGGAAUGGGGGCACCAUGUCCCUAUAUGGCUGCAUCACAUAUUUCUAUGUGGGUGCAUCAGUUGCAAGUGCUGAGUGUCUUUUCCUCACCAUUAUGGCAUAUGACCGGUACCUGGCCAUUUGUAGACCUGUGAGAUAUUCCUCAAUCAUGAACAACAAGACUUGUAACUAUCUGGCAGUGUGGGCUUGGCUGUAUUCAUUUUUGGAGAUGCUCCUCUCAUCAAUUUCAGUCUACAACUUACAGUUUUGUGGUUCAAACACCAUUGACUUCAUGUAUUGUGAUAUAACUCCAAUAGUAGAAUUGUCUACUACAGAUCCUACAGCGGCAAAAAGGCAUGCCUUACUGAUGGCGACCAUUGUGUGCAUCUUACCAUUUAUGUUGGUCAUGUUAAGUUAUUUGUCCAUAUUUUGGACCAUCCAGAAAAUGUCUGCUAAGACCGGGAGACAGAAAGCCUUCUCCACUUGCAGCUCACAUCUCGCAUCCGUCUGCACAUACUUUGGGUCAUUAUUCAUCAUAUAUUUUGUACCUAAUCAACAGAAGUCAUUACAAAUAAAGAAGAUACUUGUUCUGAUAUACACUAUGGGAGUUCCACUACUUAAUCCUUUUAUUUACAGCCUGAGAAAUCAGGAAAUGAAGGUUUCCUUUAAAAUUUAUUUUCUUCCAGCACUUAUAAAACAAUAG